Molecule: messenger RNA, 779 nt
Organism: Cucumis sativus (cucumber)
Lineage: Eukaryota; Viridiplantae; Streptophyta; Magnoliopsida; Cucurbitales; Cucurbitaceae
Exons: 3
Coding region: 136-699 (187 amino acids)
Source: RefSeq, a predicted model, not a curated record
GCAAAUUGUUAACGAACUCAAAAUCCCCUGAAGAAGAAAUAAUCCCCAUUUCUUCGAUCUCGGUAAUUCCGAGCUUCAACACUGGCGACGUUAAUUAGCUUCGUCACAACGUUAAUUGCACUUCUCACGCUGUCCAUGGCGGUGGUUGCGAUGUCGCCGCCCACGGGAUGCACCACUAGAGAGCUGCUUUUGCUCUCUCCAUGUCUGCCUUUCAUUUCUGCUCCGCCAAACAAUCUUUCCGAUACGGUUCCUUCUGAGUGCUGUGAUGCGUUCUCCUCCGCUUACAGUGCCGGCGGAGGGAUUUGCCUUUGUUAUUUUCUUCGUGAGCCUCAGAUUUUAGGCUUUCCGUUGAAUCGAACGAAGUUCAUGGCUCUGUCUUCGUUUUGUCCUCUUAAUGGUGAAAACGGAAUAUAUUUGGAGAAGAAUAGUUCUCUGGACUCGGUUUGUGCUGCUUCACAAACUCUGCCUCCUCUUCAAAGCUCGAGGAUUCCAAGAAUCCAAGAGCCGGAUAGUCCUGCUGAUGAGAACAUAGAAACUCCUGAUGUGGGUUUACCACCAAAUGCAAUUGUAUCGCCCUCUGCACCUGCAGAAAAACCGCGGCCGCCUCCGUCAUCUGCUACAGCUGAACGUUUUUUAUUGGCAAGAAAAUGUAUUGGUUUGUUCUUUUCAGGUCCACUCUUCCUUAUUCACAUUUUGUGAUCUAUUGUAACCAUGGUGUAGAAAUCUGGAUCACGUAGUUGACUCUCAUUGUGAAAGCAAAAAUACCCAACUUUUCGUAA